Messenger RNA from Hypomesus transpacificus, 1348 nucleotides. Its product is annotated as histone H1-like. Gene Ontology annotation, biological process: nucleosome assembly. The record is from RefSeq and is a predicted model, not a curated record. NCBI's taxonomy places the organism in Eukaryota, Metazoa, Chordata, Actinopteri, Osmeriformes, Osmeridae. Gene Ontology annotation, cellular component: nucleosome. The coding region runs from base 224 to 859 and encodes 211 amino acids. Gene Ontology annotation, molecular function: DNA binding; structural constituent of chromatin. The transcript has a single exon.
AAUUUUCUUUUGGAUCGUAGCUUCAUUAAAAAUAGGAAUUUUAGGCUAUUAUUCGCAAAGAGAAAACACAAGUGUCAGGGCAUUGCAGCAACAGAGCAGCCGACCCGGCAGGGUUGAGUCUACACAGUUCUCAUGUCGUGUUUAAGGACAGCCCACUGCCUCUUACCCAGCUACAGUCAUAGAUUCAGACGUGUGUGAUUAGUGCUUACCGAGAGAUAGAGACAUGGCAGAAGUCGCUCCAGCCCCCGCUGCAACCGCCGCCCCGGCAAAGGCACCCAAGAAGAAGGCAGCCGCCAAGCCGAAGAAAGCCGGACCCAGCGUCGGUGAACUUAUCGUCAAGGCUGUGUCCGCUUCCAAGGAAAGGAGCGGUGUGUCACUAGCUGCUCUGAAGAAAGCCCUGACGGCCGGUGGAUACGAUGUAGAGAAGAACAAUUCACGCGUCAAGAUUACAGUUAAGAGCCUUGUCACAAAGGGUACCUUGGUUCAGACCAAGGGAACCGGCGCCUCUGGGUCUUUCAAGAUUAACAAGGCUACCGAGCCAAAGGCAAAGAAAGCCGCAAAGAAGCCCGCCAGUCCUAAGAAGGCAGUCGCAAAGAAGCCUGUUACAGCCAAGAAGCCCAAGAAGGCCGUUGCGAAGAAGCCUGCUGUCGCAAAGAAGUCUCCCAAGAAGGCUAAGAAGCCCGCGGCAGCCAAGAAGGCGACCAAGAGUCCCAAAAAAGCCAAGAAGCCCGCAACACCCAAGAAGGCAGCAGCUAAGAGCCCUAAGAAGGUGGCUAAGCCCAAGGCAGCCAAGCCCAAAGCUUCAAAGCCUAAAGCAGCCAAGCCUAAGGCAAAGAAGGCAGCCCCCAAGAAGAAGUAAACAUUUUCAGUAUCAUGUACUACAAAAAGGCUCUUUUAAGAGCCACCCACCUGUCCAUAAAAAGCGUAUCACCAUUUUGUUUGCAGCACACAGUUGACACAUAAGUCAAUUAGAAUUUGGCUGGCGCAUUGUCUUGAAAUAAUGUAGCCUAUCUGCUGUCGUUGACAGCAACCGGUUUGGCUGAUUUACCAUAAAACCCUUGCCGAUUGUCUACGAGUUUAGGACUAACUCGUGUCUAAGUGACAAUAGCCUAGCUAGCCUAUGUAAAGAGAUGGGUAACAUUCUUAUGUGGAUUAUGAGUUAGGCAUGGUACAUUCGGCGUAGGCUAGUAGCCUACUUUUCAAUGUCAUCCACUAGCCCGUUUUUAAAAAGUAUUGUAGACAUUUAACUGAAAUAUCUAAAACCAUUAAAUCUGCGCGCUUUUUUUCAGUAGCCUAAUGGAUUAUUAUAAUUGGCGCCCAAAAAUAUGACAAAUAGUUGGUCCCUCCU